AAAAGAGCCAUUUAUAAUUUGUCUAUAGCUGCCUGACGAUCAAUUAAAAAAUUGUCAAAAUGCCGGGAACUAUAAGUAAGAACUAUGAUUUCGAUGCCUCAGCUGUGGUGGAACAACUCAGGAACUCUAUGACUGGGCUUGGAACUGAUGAAGAUACUAUUAUUAAUAUUCUGGUAACUCAUGACAAUGAACAAAGACGUGAAAUUGACGAGUCUUAUAAAUGUGCUUAUGGAAAGGACCUAAUUGAAGAUCUGAAGUCUGAGUUAAAAGGUGACUUUGAAGAAAUCUGCGUUAGCAUGUUGGAACAUCCAAGAAAGUAUGAUGCCAAACAGAUCCAUAAUGCUAUGUGUGGAGCUGGUACUGAUGAAACUACCAUUAUUGAGAUCAUGACCACAAGAAGUAAUGCUGAGAUUGAAGAGAUCAAACAAAUCUAUAAAGACGAAUUUGAGAAUGAGAUGGAAGAUGAUUUAAAGGGUGAAACUUCAGGAUAUUUUGAAAGAUUAUUGGUAUCUUUAUGUUCUGGUGCUCGAGAGGAAUCACCAAGUGUGGAUUAUGAGAAGGCUACAGAAGAUGCCCAGAAAUUCUACGAUGCUGCUGAAGCAGUAUGGGGAACUGAAGAGGCUGAUUUAAAUGCCAUCCUUUGUUUACGAAGCAGACCUCAGCUCUAUCAAACUAUGAUACACUAUGAGAGUUUGACUGGUAAAACCAUGGAACAGUCUGUACAAGACGACUGCUCUGGAACGUUACAAAAUGGAUAUUUAGCCAUUAUUGAAACUACCAAAAACUUACCAGCAUUUUUCGCCAGAAGAUUGAAUGAAAGUUUUUCUGGAAUAGGAACCUCAGACACUCAUCUCAUCAGAAUUGUCGUAUCAAGAAGUGAGAUUGAUCUUGAUGAUAUUAAACAAAUUUAUGAAGAAAAAUAUGAAACCUCUCUCUGUGAUGCUAUAGCUAGUGAAUGUGGUGGAGAUUAUAAGAAGAUGUUACAAGCUAUUGUUAAUGGCGGUGUCCAAUAAUUUAUUUUUAUUCUUGGGAAUGUUUGAGUGUAUUGUGAACCCUGGCCAUAUUUUGAAUAAUCCUUUAACGACAUUUAGAGAUCACAUUCAAUAACGGAACCAAACAUGUUAUACUUCUCCUUGGUUUUUAGCUGGGUUAAGCCUUUCAUGGCUGUAACAAGGCUUGGGGGAAAUAAAGAGAUGUUCCCCACGAUAGUAAAGUAUAUUUCAAGAAUAACCAUAGAUAAAUAGACAAAAACAAUGCAUGUUUUAUUAUGCCAGUGAAUCAGAGAAUCCGGAAAAAAACUCUUGUUCAAAACAGCGGUCGGAAAGAAUGAUUGUUGCUGAACAAUUUGAAACAGUUUAUUUGAAAUUGAGAAUUCUGAAAUAUUUCUAUUUGAAAUUUUAUGUACACUGCCAUUGGUUCACAAUACACCUAUCAUCGUUCUCUUACUGAAGUAUUUUAUAGAUAUUUCAAAUUCAUAUUAUAUAUUAUCGUUCCAAGGGUAUUUUUUUGGAUAUGGGUUACGGAGAAUUUUAGCAUAUAGAAAUCUUCCUUUGACUUCCAAAUCUGAACAAUUCUUCUGACUUUUGGUUUCUUACAUAGGCCUAUAUCAACCAUCGUAUGUAUUAAACUUUUUGACACUGGAAUUGAGCGACUCAUUACCACAUUUUUUCAUGUAAACUGUUUUAAGACAUAGAGGCAUUAUAAAUGAGCAUUUUGACCACUUUUACUUUUGUUAUUUAUUAUGAUAUUUUUUGUUCCUCGGUAUAUAGAACAAGAUAGAAAUGAUAUACAAGAGCCCUACGAGUAUUAUUGAAUUCAUUUGGUUAGAUUGUUAUUACAAAUUUGGAUAUCAAUAUGUCAAUUUAUGAGUUGAAACUUUGAGUAUAGUGGCAAAGAACCAAACUAAGCAUUAUGUACUUAUUUUCUGUUGAUGUAAACACUCCAAGAUAUACACUAGUACUUCCAUUUAGCAAUAUAGAAUGUUUCUAGUUAAAAAUAGUUAAAUAUUUAAAUUUCUAGAACAGAUAGUCAAAGUAAUAAAGCUCAAUAAUUUAUCAGUUA
This is a messenger RNA of Lottia gigantea (owl limpet), 2061 nucleotides long. RefSeq lists its product as hypothetical. The record is from RefSeq and is a predicted model, not a curated record. Gene Ontology annotation, molecular function: calcium ion binding; calcium-dependent phospholipid binding. Bases 60 to 1013 code for a protein of 317 amino acids. The transcript has 8 exons. Gene Ontology annotation, cellular component: cytoplasm. NCBI's taxonomy places the organism in Eukaryota, Metazoa, Mollusca, Gastropoda, Lottiidae.